GUCCCAGUGAAGCGAGCUGAUUGAAGAUCCAGAUGUCAAGCAACCGCUUUAGAAAUUGAGUCAAAAAAGCAAUCGAACUCUCUCCUCCACGAUUUCUCACCCCACAAAAUGACCCAAAAUAGCACAGGAUCCAACCUUCACGUCGUCAUCGUCGGCGCCGGCUUGGGAGGCUGCUCUUGCGCCUUUGCCUGCGCCAUUCAAGGCAUGCGCGUCACGCUCUUCGACCAAGUGGCCGAAUUCUUUCCUCUGGGCGAUUCCGUUGGCUUCAGCUCCAAUAGCUCCAAGCUGUUCAAGCGCUGGGGUCUGUACGAUGAUCUUUGGGCAAUCUCGUCGCGCGCUGAAGAUACCGUGAUGAGGAAUUACGAUGGGAGUGUCAUUACGGUAGAUGGGACGUUGGGAAGUGCGGAGGAGAUCUAUGGGCAUAGAGGGCUGAUCGGGCAUAGGGGCCAUUAUCACGCCAUUUUUAUUGAGCACUGUAAGAAGCGUGGGGUCGAUGUGAGGAUGGGUGAGAGGAUCGAUAGGUACGAUGCGAAUAAGCCAAGUAUCUUCCUACGAUCGGGAGAAGAGAUUGUUGCGGAUGCAGUUAUUGCUAGUGACGGUGUCAAGAGCACGGGUAGGACUCGGGUUCUUGGGUUUGAAGAUAAGCCGUUGCAUAGUGGGUAUGCUGUUUGGAGGGCUUACUCGGAUGCGAAGAUGUUCAAGGAUGAUGAGCUUGUGUCGCCGCUUCUUGAGAAGGAUACUACCCAACUCUGGAUCGGUCCCGAUCUCCACGGCUUCGUGAGCAUACUUCGCGAUUGCACAGAAAUCAACGCUGUUCUGACCCACAAGGACGAGGCUGACAUCUCCGAAGGCUGGAAUUUGCCUGGGUAUCGCAAAGACAUUCUCGAAGCUUUGAAGGGCUGGGAUCCCGUCUUGGUGCGUGUUUGGGAAAGAAUCGAGAAUAUCAUUGACUGGAAACUCGUAUAUCGACCCUGCUUGGAUAAAUGGAUAUCUGAUUCUGGUCUGAUCGCCAUAAUGGGCGACGCGGCACAUCCAUUUCUUCCCACAUCAACCCAAGGCGCAAGUCAAGCUGUUGAGGACGGAGCCACCGUCGCUUUAAGUUUAGCAAAAGCAGGGAAGGGGAAAGUACCGUUGGCGCUGCAUACCUAUUUUGCGAUACGGUAUGAGCAUGUCAAGGCAGCACAGCAGGUUGGGAUUAGUCAGAGGGAUAAAUGGCAUAAUUUGCAUGAUAAGGAGACGAUGGAGAUGAAGGAUUUAGAUACGAGUAAGGGGGUGCUGGACAGUUAUCAUUUGUGGGUGCAUGAUGCGGAGAAAGCGGUGGAGGACGGGUGGGAAGAGGUUUCUCAAAAGAUGCAGGAGCAGCUUGAGCAAUGCAGGAUACCAGAUGUGAACGGGGGAGCGAAGAUAUAAUAAGUUAUCGCAGAACAG
This is a messenger RNA of Mollisia scopiformis, 1428 nucleotides long. RefSeq names its product salicylate hydroxylase. The record is from RefSeq and is a predicted model, not a curated record. The transcript is spliced from 2 exons. Gene Ontology annotation, molecular function: monooxygenase activity; FAD binding. Bases 109 to 1410 code for a protein of 433 amino acids. Gene Ontology annotation, biological process: secondary metabolite biosynthetic process. NCBI's taxonomy places the organism in Eukaryota, Fungi, Ascomycota, Leotiomycetes, Helotiales, Mollisiaceae.